AUUUAUAAGUAGGCACUUGAAAUGGAAUCACACUUGAAAAAAAAUUGUCAAAUAACUUAACAGCGUGUAGUUUUUAAGGCACACUUUUUGGUUAGCAGCCAUGUACCAUUCCCUGGGGCCCAGAGGUGCCUACUUCAUGCGACCCUGUCCGCGGGAUCGGCUCUCCAGCUCGGCCAGCGCGGAUAAGGGAUACCGCUUCAAGAGAAUCCGCUACGGGAGCACUUGCGAGGCGGAGCGGCGAGCGGCCAAGGCGGCUCUGGAUGCGAAUGUGCCGCCGGCCAGGCUCUAUCUGCGCUCCACAUCACGGGGAUUGCGGCGUGCCCUCCACAUCUACAUGCCACGUUUCCAGCCCGACGAGCACUUGGCCUGCUCCGAGGAGGAGGAACAGCGGUCAGAGAGCUUGGAUCGAUUUAACGACCACUCGAUGGUGGCACCUCCUGCAGUUACGAAUAGGGAAUGAUUGAAAAAAGCGAAACAAUGCCACCAACAUCUGCUACCAAUUACAAUCGCCUGACGAUGGGGAGAAGGAUGGGGAGGAGCCUCCACUCGGCUGGUUUCUUCAGACAUCAACACGAGCACUCACUUUCCGGUUCUGCAUCUCGGGGCGUCUCACAAAUGUCAACGGAAUGGCUGUCAGCUAUCAAAAACUCUGUGGAAAUGGAAAAUCUGGGGAGCAGCGAGAUUGUUAAAUAUAUUUGGAAGUCUUAGGUUAUGAACUUAAGCCAGCAAAAUUUUCGAAAAAUACGGUUAGCCAAUAUCAAACUAAUUUAUAACUUUGUG
Molecule: messenger RNA, 780 nt
Organism: Drosophila teissieri
Lineage: Eukaryota; Metazoa; Arthropoda; Insecta; Diptera; Drosophilidae
Exons: 2
Coding region: 101-460 (119 amino acids)
Source: RefSeq, a predicted model, not a curated record